Molecule: messenger RNA, 2378 nt
Organism: Zea mays
Lineage: Eukaryota; Viridiplantae; Streptophyta; Magnoliopsida; Poales; Poaceae
Product: Pseudouridine synthase family protein
Exons: 15
Coding region: 281-1903 (540 amino acids)
Biological process (GO): tRNA pseudouridine synthesis
Molecular function (GO): RNA binding; pseudouridine synthase activity
Source: RefSeq, a predicted model, not a curated record
GCUCCCCGUUCCCGUCACCGCGCCGCCGGCCGCCAGGAUCGCCCGCCCCACCAUCCUGGCUCAUCAGUCCUCGCCGCGAGCCCGUGCCUGGAACGCCGCUUGCGCUACCACGCCGCGGUCCCACGCCCGCUCCCGUUCCAGCGACAGGGGGUUACUGGGACGAGAUCAACCGUAACCUGACUGACUCACUGACGGCCUUGCACUCUCAGCAAAACCGUGGCACAAGUGGGCACCGGGGAAUCAGCUAGGAUUUAAGCUUGAGCCUUCGCUCCAAACCUCCAUGGAGGCGGAGGCCAGGAACAUCCUUGAACGCGCCGCGGAGUCUUCCUUCCCACCGCUGCACGCCGUCCACCACCUCCUUUCCGUCGGGUCUGCCGUAUUGCAGGUCUGUGUGCGUUGCAUCCUUCGCCUGCUUGGAGCCUAUAGCAGUGCCUGCUCAUAUGCAUGUCUUACGGCAUCAGUUUUGCAUUCGUUCCUUGAAGAACACGAUGAGUCCAUAAAAGGAGGGUCAUGUCCAUGUCUAUCGAUGAAUGAUGCAUAUUGCUCUGUCUGCUUGGGAGUAUUGCUCCCAACCUUCCAUCGAGAUGAAGGUCUGGAGACACCUAAUGGCAUUUCUCAUAUUGACAACAUGUCUUCAGUAAUAUCUCAAGCAGUGCACGGGGAGAGUUACCAAGUUGAUGAGUUUUCUCUAGAAAUUUCACUACCGCCGGUUAUAGCCGCCAAUGAGCGUGCAGUUAGAUUAUAUAUGAAACAAAAAUAUGGCAAUGAGAAUUGGUUCAAGGACAAAAUGUUUGCACAACAAACAAUGUCAGUGAAGGAAGCCUUGCGACUUUUGAUAGCACCAUCACUCGAGAAACUAAUGAAUGCUAAACAUGGUAACAAUUCAUUUAGAAUCCGCUUAACAUAUACUCAUGGUGAUGCUUCACAAAAGCUUCAUAGUUUAUUGCCAAAUGAGCACAGCCGUAAAAGGAAACCAGAUUCAAGAAAAGGAGGUGAUGCUUCGAAUGAGGCCCAUAAAAGGAAUUCAGCAGAUGGCAACCCUAUACAAACAAGUGAAUCAGAUUCAUUCAUCUACAAGAGUCUUGAGGGCAUCCAAGAUCAAGAAUUCUGUAAUGCAUUUCAGUUGCCUCCUGAAAAGGUGUUUAAACCCUGCCAUCUUUUAAUAUCGUGCUUGAGAUCACCUACAUAUCUUGGUGGAAGAUAUUUGAAGCUUUCAAGGAACGUCAGUCAGUCAUGUUGGAUAAUAGAUGAUGAGAGAAUGGGUGAAGCUUCAGUUGAGGAGAUAAUUGGGGAGAAUGUUCGUGCCAUCUGCAGAGGUGAUAGCUGCAAGUUCCAUGCUGCUGGGAGAGAAGACAUUGAUGUACGGAUGCUUGGAUCUGGUCGUCCAUUUCUAGUUGAAGUACUGAAUGUUCGAUCCAUUCCAUCUGAAACUGAAGUUCAACAAAUUGAAGAGAGAAUUAACAACUCUGAAAAGAAAUAUGUCAUAGUUCGAAAUCUCAAGUUGGUAGAUAAUGAAAUAUGGACCAUGAUGCGUGAAGGAGAAGCAGAGAAACAGAAGCAGUACACUGCCCUUAUAUGGACUUCUCGUGAUCUGACAGAUGAUGAUCUUCAUAAUAUUUCUAUUAUGAAGGAAAUGGAAAUUGUACAGAAGACCCCAAUAAGAGUACUUCAUCGUAGAAGCCCCUUAGAGCGGAAGCGCAUCAUACACUGGAUGGAGAUUGAGAAAAUCACAGGCAGCUCAAACUACUACUUGCUCCAUCUAUGCACACAGGCUGGAACAUACAUCAAGGAAUUUGUGCAUGGUGAUCUUGGACGCACGCAUCCCAGUAACACUACAAUCCUGAUAGGCCUCGUUCCACUUUGCCUAUUGCAGCAUCGGAGCCAUAAUAGGGUGCAGAGCUGAGAUAUUGCAACUCGAUGUCACUGAUGUUAAGAUGGACUUUCUCCCGUAGCCGGACCUUCAGCUGUUUAUAGCAUGGAUAGCAUGCAGUCCCAACUCCUGCAGAUGAUGAGGUGGUGCGGGAUAACGAGCUCAGAAGAACCUCAUGGCAGAUUCUGCACGGUGCACGCCUACAUUUUUGCUAACCGAGCCAAGCUCAACUGGUUUGGUGGAAGGUGUAAUCAUAUAUCCAGUCCCCGAAGUCUUCUCCAACUCAAAACUUGGGGGGCGUCUAUUUUCCUCUAAUACUAACAUUUUCGCUAGAUCCUGGUCACAUUUUCGCUACCUUUUUCUUCAAAGAAAGAAACAUUUUUCCCAGGUAGAUUGAAGUGCAACUCCCAUAGUAACAUUUUUGUCUACAUUGUGGAGAAGAUCAUCCCAACUCAUUUGGAUCCAUUGUUAUGCCUUAGGUUGUUGUGCAAUGAAAUUUUAUGUACUU